Xyrauchen texanus (razorback sucker) is the source of this 5366-nucleotide messenger RNA. RefSeq names its product zinc finger DHHC-type palmitoyltransferase 9 (gene zdhhc9). Gene Ontology annotation, cellular component: Golgi apparatus; endoplasmic reticulum. The record is from RefSeq and is a predicted model, not a curated record. Gene Ontology annotation, biological process: protein targeting to membrane; peptidyl-L-cysteine S-palmitoylation. Lineage: Eukaryota; Metazoa; Chordata; Actinopteri; Cypriniformes; Catostomidae. Gene Ontology annotation, molecular function: protein-cysteine S-palmitoyltransferase activity. Bases 616 to 1785 code for a protein of 389 amino acids. The transcript has 9 exons.
UCAAGCCCUGCCCGCAUUUUACAACGGAGAAAUUUGAGGAAAGAUUGUAUUCUUACACAUAUAAUAUCUGUAUAAUCGCCAUAGGAUUUAUUUAAUUGAGUUAUUGAGGAAAGGGAACGGAAAAUUCUCUCGGGAUAGACGCCUUUUAACCAGCCUAGCCAAUGAGAUAAAUGUCAGUCGGUCAAGGUCCAAUCUCCAGAUGUGCUUUCAACAUGUACAGGUUUAUUUAAUCUCAUUUUGAAUCUGAGCGGAAUCACUUUGUAAUUGCGUUAAAGUGUAUGCUUUUUAUAGCCAUCAUGGGAAAUCUUCGUUUUUGUAUUUGAAUGGACUUUAACCAUGGGGGUUGAAACCAGGAGAGCAGAUGGAGUGACUGACGGAUGAAUUAAAGACCGAAACACUGAAGAUCCAUGAGGAAACACACGGAUAAACACGGAAGGAUACCUACAAACAAAUCUCGCACGUGAAGGAAGAAUUGUACUGAAGCUCUUUGAACAUUUAGCAUUUAAAAAAAUGCUGAUAAUCGUUCGUAUUUCUCCUCCGUUAAUCAUUUAGUGGACGCAGUUGCGAUUCAUUUAUUUCAGGUUUCAUCGGCAAAAGAUAAGUUUAUUUGCUACCAUGUCGGCGGUGAUGAUAACACGGAAGGUUACUCGAAAAUGGGAGAAACUGCCUGGGAAAAACACAUUCUGCUGCGAUGGACGGGUUAUGAUGGCACGGCAGAAAGGAGUGUUUUACCUGACGAUAUUUCUCAUCAUUGGAACCUGCUCUCUGUUCUUCGCCUUUGAGUGCCCAUAUCUUGCAGUGCACCUCUCUCCUGCCAUCCCUGUUUUUGCAGUGUUGCUCUUCCUCUUUGUAAUGGCCAUGCUGCUCAGAACCAGCUUCAGUGAUCCAGGGGUGCUGCCACGGGCACUGCUGGAGGAGGCCAAUUUCAUUGAGAUGGAGAUUGAGGCAGCCAAUGGGAAUGUACUGGCCGGACAGCGGCCUCCCCCCCGGAUCAAGAAUGUGCAAAUCAACAAUCAGAUCGUCAAGCUGAAGUACUGCUACACCUGCAAGAUCUUCAGGCCCCCUCGUGCUUCCCACUGCAGCAUCUGCGACAACUGUGUGGACCGUUUUGACCAUCAUUGUCCCUGGGUUGGAAACUGUGUAGGAAAAAGGAAUUACAGAUACUUCUACCUUUUUACUCUCUCCCUGUCUCUGCUCACCAUCUAUAUCUUUGCCUUUGACAUCGUCCAUGUGGUUUUACGUUCUGUGGACUCAGGAUUUGUGAACACUCUUAAAGAUACUCCUGGAACUGUUUUGGAGGUUCUAGUCUGUUUCUUUACCCUCUGGUCUGUGGUGGGAUUGACUGGCUUCCACACCUACUUGAUCUCCCUCAACCAGACCACCAAUGAGGACAUUAAAGGCUCGUGGUCAGGAAAGAACCGUGUCCAGAACCCAUACACUCACAAGAACAUCAUCAAGAACUGCUGUGAGGUUCUAUGUGGCCCUACAUACCCCAGUGUUUUGGACAGAAGAGGGGUGAUGUUGGAAGAUGCUUGUAGCUCCAUCCCAUCUGAUGCAUCUGUUCCUUCUACCACUAAAAGCAGCAACCCUGCAUCACAAACCACAAAACACACAGCUCCUUUGAUCCCUAAUGAACACACUCCUGAUGAAGCCAAACCUGGCAUUGCUGCAGGCACCCAGAAGUCCAGCAGCUCCCCUAAAGAAGAGAAACCUCCUUCAAGAGACACUCUAUCAACAUCCCCCAAUGCCGUCGCCCCUGUGGUCAUCAAAGAGUCUGCCCACUAGCUUUGGUAGCAUUCUCUAGACUUCUCUCAAACCUCUUAAUGUGCUUACAUUGAGGAACACGCACAGAAAAACUGUUCAGGUACUGCAGGGCUGUUUGACUCUGAUGUUCAGAACAGGGGCUUGCGUUCUCUGCUAUUCUCGCAGAAAAUGGGCCCCUCUGCCUGGAUCCUGCACCAACACUCCAGAAAACAUCUGAAGGUCUUGAUUACUCUCCUCUUUAAAUCAAAGCAUGAUGAACGACGCAUUUUCCGCACAACGAGGGAAAUGCGUAGAGCCAUGGGCAAUCGGAUAUUGACAAGAAUGGGCUAAUAAGACGCCUAAUAUGGAAACUCUUUGUAUUAAAAACUUGUAAAAUGUUGGUGUUUUUUUCUUCCCCAUUGUGAUAACCUGUUUCUGAAUAUCCUGAUUCUAUUAUUGUGUACCCUAUAAAACAAAUUUCUGGCUUCUGUAGUCAUUGGUGCUAAAGGACCUUUGGAUUAGCUUUUCUUUUGUUUUCAGAAUGUGAAGGUGCAGCAACACUAGGCUUUGAUUUCUUUUUUUAUUAAAUAAUAAUAAAUUCAAAAUAUUAAAAAAUUCUAUCUAUUCCACAAUCAUGCAUGUGCCAUUUAGAUCCUCUAUUGGUCACCUGUCUAUUGCUCAUGGGCCACCCCGCUCGCAAUUGCCGUUUUGGUAAUUUUUUUUGUUUUGGGCACAACUGAGCUUUUAGUGGUGGAACAGUCUUUGUACAAAUGCAACACACAGGAGAUUUAGCAUGCUCGCACACCAAGGUUGCCGCACCUUUCUGGCCCAGGUUUCACUGUAUCCACUUCCCUUUUUUGUAUCCAUGCGCCUCCGCUCUCAGAAAAUGUCUGUGCCACCACAGAAUGAUCACUGGCCCCUGCGUGGCCACCCCUGUGAAAAACUCCUGGCUCCACCCAUGCUGUCUCUAUACAAAUUUGCAAGUCAGAGAUUUGUACACCGUAAUGAACGAAACUUCUUCACAUGCUUUCAUUUACCCACACUCAAACGUCUUUUCGCUAUACACAUUUUAAAACUUGAUCUAUUGUACACAACAGAAGAUACAAAUUCAAAAGUCAAGCGUUUAGCCAUCCCUUCGUAGUGUGUAGCGACGUAGUUCGUUGUAGUGACAAACUGCCAUUGAUGAACGAAAUCCCAUUACCUGAUUAGGCCCAACAAAACGUCUUUACUGAUGUCCCAAUCAGUUCCAUUGAGUCAGUCAUUUGCAAAUGUGAUUCAACAGGAAGUUAAAGGGAUAGUUCUCCCAAGUAUGAAAAUUCUGUAAUCAUUUACUCACCCUGCUGUUGUUACAAACCUGUAUAACCUUUUUUUUUCAUGAAGAUGUUAGGUGGGGGACUGAGGAUUUCAGUCACUAACAUCUCCCUUUGUCUUGUUUUAAAGAAAGACAUACAUGUUUGAAACAACAUACAGUAAAUGUGAGUAAAUAAUAACAGAAUUUUCAUUUUUUAAUGUCUGACAGACAACCUGUUUAUAAAGUCAGUGUGAAUGUUAGAAAACAGGUCAGUUCUGUUUUUGUUUGAGGCUGCUCUUACACAUGUCUAUAGGCCAUGUGAGUGUGUUUUAAUUCAUUUGUUUGUGUGUGGGGGGGAGACUACAGGCCAAUCUGCUAUUGACAGACGUUAGUAAGAGUGCCUUACCUAUGCUCUAAUAUUGCAUAUAACAAUGGCCAUCUACAGAGGACCCCUAAAAUUCAAUGUCCUCAUACUAUCCAUAAUUUCCUAUACAUGUUAAUAAUUAUACAUUACUAAUGAUGAAUCAGAAAGCAAAAAAUAAUUCAAGCCAUUGAGUAAAUGUGUAUAUAAUGUAAAAAUAACUGAAAAACUGCAAAUUCUCUGUAAGAAGUGGAAUAACUUGCCUGAUUUAUUAUUAUUUUAAUCUUGAAGUUAUAACAUUCCCUCAAUACUUUUUACUUUAAAGAGGUCACUCCACCAAUGCCUCCUAUAUUCCAGCAUUAUACUAAUGCUGGAGUCUCUUGUCUGUUGUCACAAUCCAGGGAAGUUCUCUUUCCUUCCUUAUAAAUAUUUCUACUUGAGGUCAAAUGUCAGCAGCUGAAGGUGUUCCUGUUUGUGGGCGGAAUAAACUUUAGUUAAAGUUUGUUUAACAUCAUCUGGAAAGCUUAAGGGAUAGUAUACUCAACAAUGAAAAUGUAUAAUUUACUCGAUGUUGUUGCAAACCCAUCUGACAUUCUUUAUUCCCUAGAACACAGAAGAUGUUAGGCAGUAUGUUAGCCUCAGUCACCAUGCACCUUCAUGGUAAAUGACGACAGAAUUAGCAUUUUUGGUUGAACUAUCACUUUAACCUUUCUGUUGUUAAGUACCUAUUAGCCGUCAAUGGCAUUUUAGCAUGUUUUUGAAUUCAAUUUUAAAAUAUUUUAAAAUCAUAAUUGUAUAUUUUUCUCACACAUUCUUUUCACCAUGUUUAAGGUAAGGCAACUUAACCAAGUGUAUGUAAAAAAAAAAAAAAAAUUGUUGUGUAUUGUAAACAACUAAUGGUCACCUUUACUAAUUCCACUUUGGUAUAUUGAUGGUCACUUGUAAGGGAACACUGUUUAUGGACAGACUUAGACAUCUGGGACCUAUGGACUCGGUGUGUGUGUGUGUGUGUGUGUAUGUAUGUAUGUGUGUAUGUAUAUAUAUAUAUAUAUAUAUAUAUAAUUACAUGAAUCUCUCAAAUUAUAACCAGCUAUAUAUUUAUGUUGUGCAUAUCAGAGAAGAAAUCGGCAGUAUUGUUUUGUGUAAAAAAAAAAAAAUGGUGUGGAAGUGAAAUGUAAGAAAAUGAUUUCUCAAUGAUACUCAAAAAGACAAUUCUUUCAUCAUUUACUUACCAUCAUGCUGUGUCAAACUCAUAUAACUUUCUUUCAUCUGCCGAACACAAAUGAAGAUAUUUUCAUGGAGAUAUGAUGUGUUCAUAUCCAUACAAUGCAAGUCAGUGGGGUCCGAUUUAUAGUAAAAAAGGAGCUUGGUCGUUUCUCACUCAAAACCGAUCAUAUUGCUUCAGAAGGCAUGCAUUAAACCACUGGAGUAAACUUUAUGCUGCCUUUAUGUCCUUUUUGGAGCUUGUAAGUGUUGGAACCCAUUGAUUUGCAUUGGACAGAUAUAUUCACAUCAUGUAUCUUUGUGUUCUUCAGAAGAAAGAACAUUUUGAGGCAGCAUGAGAAUGAGUAAAUAAUGAGAGAAUUCAAAUAUUUGGGUAAAAAAUGCCUUUAAUUUGGAUUCAACUUUAUUUUGUUGCCAGUCCAGUGCCAUCCUUCAGCAGGUUGAAAUGUAUAAGCUGGAAUGCUUGUGAGAUACGUUGAUUUACUGUAGUUUGAUUGAUUGAUUGAACCUCUUUUAAUGUUGAAGAAAGUCAAGAAAGUGGGUACGAUUCAAUUAUUGCAGAACUUUAGUGCUAUUCUAACAACUAACUGUCCUUCCUCAGAAUGUGCUUCUAUAAAAUCCUUCUUCAUUUUAAGUAAAUGGGAUUUCAAUGUGAACUGUUGUGAUAAUGAUCGAUUGUGUAUGGAAGAUGUGAAUAUUUAUUUGAUAGGCUGAAGGUAUUAUUAAAUAUAUAUAUAUAUAUAUAUA